Molecule: messenger RNA, 1511 nt
Organism: Carassius gibelio (silver crucian carp)
Lineage: Eukaryota; Metazoa; Chordata; Actinopteri; Cypriniformes; Cyprinidae
Exons: 3
Coding region: 74-931 (285 amino acids)
Source: RefSeq, a predicted model, not a curated record
UUGUUCUACUUUCACUUAGCGCAGAUCCACAGAAGAAGCAUGUAAGCUGUAGCUUGAGAAAGCUCGUGCAAGUAUGUCAAAGUUGUCAAUGAAAGAGCAAAGUGGCUGUCGAAAACUGUUAAGAUUAUUAACCCUGGACGACUUGUUCGCUCUUAAAGAUACAGUAACGAAUCGCCUGAUCGCUGUAGAGAGCACGCAAGAGGCCAUUGAGGCCAUCAUAACGUACUCACAAGACGCUGAGGAGCUCCUCAAGAGAAAGAAGGUGCACAGGGAUGUCAUUUUUAAGUAUCUGGCCAAUGAAGGAGUUGCUAUGCUCCCUAACAGUGAGAAACAGCAGUUGAUCAGGAGGACCAUUGAGUACUGGUCAUCUGGGGAGAUCUCCAAGCGUGAGAAGAACACCAUGGUUUCAGAAGAUGUUGGAGAUGGUCUGUCAGACCUUCUAGCUUUGGGAAGUCAGUUUUGCCAGUGGUUCUUCACCCUUCUGAACUCUCAAAACCCCACUCAAGGGCAGCCGGCUCAAGACUGGGGUCCUCAGCAUUUCUGGCCGGAUGUGAGACUUCGGCUCCUGUCGUGUGCUGGAGAGCAGCGUGUCGAUGAGUUCAACGGGGCAGAGCUGGUCAGUCAGCGGCUUCAUGCUUUCGCAGGACAAGAGGGUCUGUUGUUCUGCCCCAACUUGGAGGGUCAAGGGUUAAAGUGUAUCUCUUCAGCUCAUGGACUAGUGUUAGUGGCUGUAGCCGGGACCAUCCACCGUGAAGAUGCCUGCCUUGGGAUUUUUGAGAAGGUGUUUGGGCUCAUUCGCUCACCAAUGGACAAUAAUCGCUGGAAAAUAAAGAUUGUGAAUAUAAAAGUAGAAGCACAGAAUGCCAUCACAGACAGAAAGUUACCAGUUAUUACAUACGACUCAAAAGAGAUGCUGAGGCUUUGUGACUGAGAGAUCUGCACAAGAUUUGUUUGGACUUGUUUUGACUCGGUCUUUACAUGGAUGAUGUACUUUUCUGUCUAAAAAAACCUUACAGUGGGAUAGAUCUUCAUCUGUAAAAGGAUCUUCGUUCAUUAUUUUUGUUGACUUGAAGGAGAGUUUCCAGUCAGUUUGAAUCCUAGCAAAAUGAUUCUGUAAAAUGUAUAUGCCAGAUUUGUUAGUAUUUAUUAUUAUAUUAAUGACAAAUCUAAAUGAUUUUUUUUUUUAUUAAUUGAAAAAAAUUGUUACAUUUAUGAAGUAAUUUUCUGAAAAUUGGCCUAACAAAAGAGAUUUUAAAUUUGUCUUUAAGAUUAUUUCAAGACAGAAAAUUGUAAACAUUAUAUAUUAUAUAUAUAAAAAUGAUAUUAUUAUUAUUAUUAUUAUUAUUUGGCUAGAAUUCAAACUCUGGAAAAUUAAUGUCAUCUUUAGCUCUAUAUUAUUUUAAGAUUUUCCUUAAAAUACCUAAAAUCAUUACUGUUUAUUACUUCUGGUUAUUUAUAAUUACUUUUAUCUAUACUUGGAUCAUUUAACAGUAAAAUAUAUGUAAAGAACA